UAAAAAUGUUUCAUCUUUCGUAAUUGUGAGUCAUUUGCACGUCACACUGAUUAUGCUGUUCUGGGUAGAGCAAAACAAAUGCAGGGAAGAUAGUGCCUGUGAGCGUUAGUAACUGCAUGCUGUAAUUCUGCAGCACCAGUUACCUACGUCAGGUAGUAUGAGAACUUAGCUUUUGAGGCUCCGUGUAUGAGCUACACGUGAGUGCAUUGAGCAUCCAGUGCUUCUGACCUUGAAACUUUUUUUUCUUUUGACGUUCUAGAUCUGGGCAGGGGGUAAAGCUGUGUCAGAGUUGGACAUUUUUGAAUCUGCCUUCCUUAACACGUUUUCUCUCCUUUUCCCAUCUGGAGUGCAGCUCUAAAAGUGUGUUGCACCAAGAUAGAGCAAUAGAACUGGUGGUAUCUUGAUUGUGAAGACUGCUGAGAGACACCUAGGACCCAGUCACAUAAGUGUAAUAAAGAAAUAUUGGUCCUCAUGGAGGAAGAGCAAGAUUUACCAGAGCAACCAGUUAAAAAAGCCAAGAUGCAGGAAUCGGGAGAGCAAACUUUAAAUCAAGUAAGCAACCCUGAAGUCGAUGAUCAGAAACCUGAAACUUCAAGCCUUGCUUCAAACCUUACUAUGUCAGAGGAAAUUAUGACGUGCACCGAUUACAUCCCUCGCUCAUCCAAUGACUAUACCUCACAAAUGUAUUCUGCAAAACCUUAUGCACACAUCCUCUCAGUUCCUGCUUCGGACACUGCUUAUCCUGGGCAGACUCAGUACCAGACACUACAGCAGUCUCAACCGUAUGCUGUCUACCCUCAGGCAACCCAAACGUAUGGACUACCUCCUUUCGGUGCAUUGUGGCCAGGUAUGAAACCUGAAAGUGGUUUAAUUCAGACUCCAUCUCCAAGUCAACACAGUGUUCUUACCUGCACUACAGGGUUAACCACAAGCCAGCCAAGCCCAGCACAUUAUUCUUACCCCAUUCAAGCUUCAAGCACAAAUGCCAGCCUGAUAUCCACUUCAUCUACAAUUGCCAAUAUCCCAGCAGCAGCGGUUUCCAGCAUUUCAAACCAGGACUAUCCCACCUAUACUAUCCUUGGCCAGAGUCAGUACCAGGCCUGCUACCCCAGCUCCAGCUUUGGAGUCACAGGCCAGGCUAACAGUGAUGCUGAGAGUACCACGUUAGCAGCAACCACGUACCAGACAGAGAAGCCUAGUGUCAUGGUACCUGCGCCUGCAGCACAGAGACUGUCCUCUGGAGACCCUUCUACAAGCCCGUCUUUGUCCCAGAGCACACCAAGUAAAGAUGCUGACGACCAGUCCCGGAAGAACAUGACUGGGAAGAACCGGGGCAAGAGGAAAGCUGAUGCCAGCUCUUCCCAGGACAGUGAAUUGGAACGGGUAUUUCUGUGGGACUUGGAUGAAACCAUCAUCAUCUUCCACUCCCUUCUUACUGGAUCCUAUGCCCAGAAGUAUGGAAAGGACCCAACAGUAGUGAUUGGCUCAGGUUUAACUAUGGAAGAAAUGAUUUUUGAAGUGGCUGAUACACACCUAUUUUUCAAUGACUUAGAGGAGUGUGACCAGGUGCAUGUGGAAGAUGUGGCUUCUGAUGACAAUGGCCAAGACUUAAGCAACUACAGUUUCUCAACAGAUGGUUUCAGCGGCUCAGGAGGCAGUGGCAGCCAUGGCUCCUCUGUGGGUGUACAGGGGGGUGUGGACUGGAUGAGAAAACUGGCUUUCCGUUACCGAAAAGUGAGAGAAAUCUAUGACAAGCAUAAAAGCAACGUGGGUGGCCUUCUCAGCCCCCAGAGAAAGGAAGCGCUGCAGAGACUAAGAGCGGAGAUUGAAGUUUUAACAGAUUCCUGGUUAGGAACUGCAUUAAAGUCCUUACUUCUCAUCCAGUCCAGAAAGAAUUGUGUGAAUGUUCUGAUCACUACAACACAGCUGGUUCCAGCUCUGGCCAAGGUUCUCCUGUACGGGCUUGGAGAAAUAUUUCCUAUUGAAAACAUCUAUAGUGCUACCAAAAUUGGUAAAGAGAGCUGCUUUGAGAGAAUUGUGUCGAGGUUUGGAAAGAAAGUCACAUAUGUAGUGAUUGGAGAUGGACGAGAUGAAGAAAUUGCAGCCAAGCAGCACAACAUGCCUUUCUGGAGGAUCACCAACCACGGAGACCUAGUGUCCCUGCACCAGGCUUUGGAGCUUGAUUUUCUCUAAGAACUGGAAUGAAGAGCCUUCCCCAUGAGCUCCGUUUCACUCCUGAAGCGAGCUGGAGACUGGAACCAACUAGGAACUCGCUCUCUCUCUCUCUCCAUGGAACGCUGGCGAGAACACAAUCAGGACCGGUAGCUGCGAGGGACGAAGCUUAGUUCGGCUGAGAGUGAGCCGCAGCCCCGUGUUCGUCCUCGUGCAGAAGCAGGAGACAGGGGACUGGGAGAACGAUAGACUCGCUGCAGCUACAGUGCUUUUAAUUCUUCUGGGUUUUUUUCCUUUUGUUUUGUUUUUUAUGUUGUUUCAAAAAAAUGAAGAAAAAAAAAAAAGGAAAUUCUUGGGGCAGAGUUGCACUCUUUGUCCGUGACCUGAGUGAGAACUGCUGUUAACUCGUGGUGAUAGGGAAAAUGUGCAGACUUUUGUAAUGACAUCUCUUGCAGUCUUUGUAAUCUCCUUAGCUGUAGGACAUAUUCCCAGUGAAUGUAUAUGUAAUUUUUAUAGGUAAGGGUCUGGUCUCUGAAGCAGGUUCUCCCUCCUUUUUCUAGCAAGAAAGGGGUGUGUAAAGUUUCCUUGGAAAAUAGCAACUGAACUAUCUAAAAUACCUCUCUGUGACAGUAGCACCUCUUUAGCGGCUCCCGUGGUUUGCUGUCUAGGAUGGUUUUCCUCCUGUUCUUCCAUCUCCUCGUUUGCUGAACUGGGGGGCCCUAGACACUGAGAAACUUUAGACUCUGUUAUUUCCCAUCCUAGAAGCCUUAGUCCCCUUUCAAAUCCCUCUUCCCCUUUAACCAAGUAGCACAAUCCUGGAAAUUCCUUCUCUUAGACAGUAAAUGCUGAGCCUUCAGCUUGACUCGUUUAUUCAAA
Phyllostomus discolor (pale spear-nosed bat) is the source of this 3048-nucleotide messenger RNA. It is a transcript of the gene EYA3, whose product is annotated as EYA transcriptional coactivator and phosphatase 3. NCBI's taxonomy places the organism in Eukaryota, Metazoa, Chordata, Mammalia, Chiroptera, Phyllostomidae. Bases 472 to 2193 code for a protein of 573 amino acids. The transcript is spliced from 18 exons. Gene Ontology annotation, cellular component: nucleus. The record is from RefSeq and is a predicted model, not a curated record. Gene Ontology annotation, biological process: cell differentiation; negative regulation of extrinsic apoptotic signaling pathway in absence of ligand; positive regulation of DNA repair. Gene Ontology annotation, molecular function: protein tyrosine phosphatase activity.